AUGGCGGGCGCGGGGUCCCGGCCGCGGAGCUGGGCCUGCCGGGAGGGCGCUGAGGUGGCCGCCGGGGGCCAGGAACCCACACCGUGUCGCUGUUCGAGGGGGACGAGGGCGCUCGCCGCUCCCCGGAAGCCGGCGCCUGCCACAUGGACGCCCUUCAUGGCAGCUGAGGAGAUGCACUGGCCAGUCCCCAUGAAGGCCAUCGGUGCCCAGAACCUGCUGACCAUGCCUGGGGGUGUGGCCAAGGCUGGCUACCUGCACAAGAAGGGGGGCACCCAGUUGCAGCUGCUCAAAUGGCCACUGCGCUUCGUAAUCAUCCACAAGCGCUGCGUCUACUACUUCAAGAGCAGCACAUCCGCCUCCCCACAGGGCGCCUUCUCGCUCAAUGGCUAUAACCGGGUGAUGCGGGCAGCUGAGGAGACCACGUCCAACAACGUCUUCCCCUUCAAGAUCAUCCACAUCAGCAAGAAGCACCGCACGUGGUUUUUCUCUGCCUCCUCAGAGGACGAGCGCAAGAGUUGGAUGGCCUUGCUGCGCCGGGAGAUCGGCCACUUCCAUGAGAAGAAGGAGCUGCCUCUGGACACCAGUGACUCCAGCUCGGACACAGACAGCUUCUACGGUGCAGUGGAGCGGCCCGUGGACAUCAGCCUCUCCCAAUAUCCCACAGACAACGAAGAUUAUGAGCAUGAGGAUGAUGAUGAGUCGUACCUGGAGCCUGACUCCCCGGAGCCUGUGAAGCUGGACGACCCCCUGACUCACCCUCCGGCCUACCCGCCGCCCCCCGUGCCCUCGGCCCGGAAGCCUGCCUUCUCUGACCUGCCUCGAGCUCACUCCUUCAAUUCUAAGGGCUCAGGCCCACUGCUGCCGCCCCCACCCCCAAAGCGUAGCCUCCCCGACACCAGUGCAGCCAUCGAGGAUGCCAAGAGGGACCCACUGGGCCCAAGGUGGGCCGAGUCUGGCCUCAGGGUGCCCACCACCUCCCGGAGGAUGAGUGACCCCCCACUCAGCAGCCUGCCUGCUGGGCCCAGCCCGUGGAAACCCCCGUGCUUCCGAGAGGGCACCAGCCCCAGCCCAGAGCCCUGGACACUUGGCCAUGGGGCCAGCACUACCUCCAGCUGUGCCAGCACAGCUGCUGCCACCUCCAGGAACUGUGACAAGCUCAAGUCCUUCCACCUAUCCCCUCGGGGGCUGCCUACCUCUGAGGCCCCGCCUGUGCCAGCCAACAAGCCCAAGUUCCCAAAGAUAGCUGAAGAGGGGCCCCCGCGGGAGGCAGCCCAGCCUGGCCUUUUUCUGUCCCCUGUGGCCGCCAGGCCCCCCGCACUGAAGCUGCCCUUCCCGGACACCACUUCUCGGCCUGCAGUGCUGCCCCGGCCAGAGAAACCACGGCUGCCCCAUCUCCAGCGGUCGCCACCUGACGGGCAGAGUUUCAGGAGCUUCUCCUUUGAAAAGCCCCGGAACCCCUCACAGGCCGACUCCAGCAAGGAGGACUCGGAUGAGGAUUAUGAGAAGGUACCGCUGCCCAACUCGGUCUUCAUCAACACCACGGAAUCCUGUGAAGUGGAGAGGCUGUUCAAAGCCACCAGCCCCCAGGGAGAGCCCCAGGACGGGCUGUAUGGCAUCCGGAACUCCUCCACCAAGUCGGGCAAGGUGUUAGUCGUGUGGGACGAGUCCUCCAACAAACUGAGGAACUACCGCAUCUUUGAGAAGGACUCCAAGUUCUACCUGGAGGGUGAAGUCCUGUUCACCAGUGUGGGCAGCAUGGUGGAGCACUACCACACGCACGUGCUGCCCAGCCACCAGAGCCUGCUGCUGCGGCACCCAUAUGGCUACACUGGGCCCAGGUGACACUGUAGGGCAUGCUGCCUUGCACAAGUGGCCACAGGAUCCCGGCCCAGCCGUGCCGAUGGAGGCAGUCUGCGUGGGAGGCUGAACAAGGAGGGAGGCUGUGCUUGACACUGGGCCCCCAACGGACAGACAGCUUGUGGACCCUGGCCAGGGGCCACCCAGCAGGCCGAUUCCCAGCCGGACCCAGCUGUAGCUCUGGAGGACUGGUCAGCUCUUGCUCCCAGCUGGAUCCGGCUGUGGCACCUUCAGAAGCCUGGGGCUCCAGGACAGAGUCCUGCCUCACUUUCAGGAUGGAAUGAGUGCCAGGCUGGGCUAGGGCAGUUGGUGGGGCUGGGGCUAGCUCUAGGGCCCCGUGGUGCAUGCGACUAGGCUCCCCACAGAACCAGUGCUCCCAAUAAAUCCAAGACAACUUUU
Octodon degus (degu) is the source of this 2256-nucleotide messenger RNA. RefSeq names its product SH3 domain binding protein 2 (gene Sh3bp2). The record is from RefSeq and is a predicted model, not a curated record. Gene Ontology annotation, molecular function: SH3 domain binding. Gene Ontology annotation, biological process: signal transduction. The transcript is spliced from 13 exons. Lineage: Eukaryota; Metazoa; Chordata; Mammalia; Rodentia; Octodontidae. The coding region runs from base 1 to 1842 and encodes 613 amino acids.